Messenger RNA from Oncorhynchus gorbuscha (pink salmon), 2559 nucleotides. RefSeq names its product amidophosphoribosyltransferase-like. NCBI's taxonomy places the organism in Eukaryota, Metazoa, Chordata, Actinopteri, Salmoniformes, Salmonidae. The record is from RefSeq and is a predicted model, not a curated record. Gene Ontology annotation, biological process: purine nucleotide biosynthetic process; purine nucleobase biosynthetic process. Gene Ontology annotation, molecular function: amidophosphoribosyltransferase activity. The coding region runs from base 469 to 1998 and encodes 509 amino acids. The transcript is spliced from 11 exons.
UUUGUCUGAAAUGCCAAGUGUCGUUUUUUGAUUAGUAUCUCUUGAAUACUUUCAAAUAAAUCUCAUUGCACCUUUAUCACACACACACACAAAAACAGGGCGAAUUAUUGAAAUCUUGGACUAGCUGACAUUAUCAGUCAGUCAUCAAAUCUAUAUACUUUUUUUUCGUUUGUAAAUUGUCGGCCUAGUACUUUCGCAAUCUGCCACGGAUGAUUCCGUCUUGUCAGGGGCUGUCAACUCGAAGUAACGUUACAUUUUAGCGAGUCAAUUCAAUAGGCUUCAUAGCAAGCAUCCCCAUUUUGUAGCCUUGUACUAGGUUGAGCCCGUCUGUGUGUAGAGACGCUAACCAACAAGAGGAAGCAUACUUUCCCGCGAGCUCUAUUUUUAACACGUGGUCAGUGUGUAAAACGUGGAAUUGCACUGCUGUGAGUGUGAGGUAUACAAGCUGAGACGCGCAGCGACUGAAGAAUGAGCGAGUUCGAAGAAUCUGGCAUCGGAGAAGAGUGCGGAGUGUUUGGCUGUGUUGCAGCAGGGGAAUGGCCAACACAACUAGAAGUUGCCAAAGUGUUAACUUUGGGUCUUGUAGCGCUACAGCACAGGGGUCAGGAAAGUGCUGGGAUUGUCACAAGCAAUGGAGUCAACCCACCAACGUACAACACCCUCAAGGGAAUGGGCUUAGUGAACAACGCCUUCCCACCUGAGAACCUUCUGAAGCUGCGCUACGGUAACCUGGGCAUCGGGCACACGCGCUACUCCACCACGGGCAUCUCUGAGCUGCAGAACUGCCAGCCCUUUGUGGUGGACACACUGCACGGCAAGAUUGCUGUGGCACACAACGGGGAGCUGGUCAAUGCAGCCGCACUGCGUAAGAAGGUGAUGCGUCACGGCGUGGGCCUGUCCACCAGCUCAGACAGUGAGCUCAUCACCCAGCUGCUGGCUCUGACUCCACCCAUGGAGGAGCUGGAUGCCCCUGACUGGGUGGCCAGGAUAAAGAACCUGAUGCAUGAGACCCCGACAUCCUACUCGCUGCUGGUGAUGUACACAGAUGUGAUCUAUGCUAUCCGUGACCCGUAUGGAAACAGACCCCUCAGUAUUGGGCGCCUCGUCCCCAUUUCUAAACUCCACACUGCAGGUGCUGGCGUGGGGGAGACAGAGGGCUGGGUGGUGUCAUCAGAGUCCUGCAGCUUCCAGUCCAUCGGUGCCAAGUACUACAGAGAGGUGAUGCCUGGAGAGAUAGUCCAGAUCUCCAAACACGGUGUGAAGUCCCUAAGCAUCGUCCCUCGCCCUGAGGGAGACCUCCCUGCAUUCUGCAUCUUUGAAUAUGUCUACUUUGCCAGACCAGAUUCCAUAUUUGAAGGUCAGAUGGUGUACACGGUGAGGCAGCGCUGUGGACGUCAGCUGGCCGUCGAGGCCCCUACAGAGGCAGACGUGGUCAGCACUGUGCCCGAGUCUGCUACACCGGCUGCACUGGGAUAUGCUCAACAGUCGGGACUUCCGUACGUGGAGGUUCUGUGUAAGAAUCGCUAUGUUGGGAGAACGUUUAUUCAACCAAACACACGCCUCAGGCAGUUGGGGGUGGCCAAGAAGUUUGGGGCACUGACAGACAACUUUACAGGCAAGCGAGUGGUGCUCGUUGAUGACUCCAUCGUCAGGGGCAACACCAUCUCCCCCAUAAUAAAGCUCUUAAAGGAAGCAGGAGCCACAGAGGUUCACAUCCGUGUUGCCUCACCACCCAUCAGGUUCCCAUGCUACAUGGGCAUCAACAUCCCCACAAAAGAGGAGCUCAUCGCUAACAGGCCAGAGUUUGAGGACAUUGCGGGCUACAUUGGUGCAACCAGUGUGAGGUAUCUGUCGGUUGAGGGCCUGUUAUCAGCGGUGCAGGGAGGAAUCCCCUCCCUCCAGGGGAAGGAUGAAAGGAUCAACACCAAUGCCAGCAGGAGAGUGGGCCACUGCACCGCCUGCCUCACAGGCAAAUACCCUGUGGAACUGGAGUGGUGACCAUUGACCACAACCCUCAACAAGUCAGACACAGCUGAAGCUGCCAUAGAUGACCACAACCAAACUGUUCUCUGUCACACUACUGCUGUUUAUUGUACUUAACCCUGAAUCAUUUGGGGACAUUAAUGCUGCCAUUCUGGCAACACAACCGUAUGCAUGUCAAUGUAUUACAUUUGAACCCAGCCUUUUCAUUCCACGUAAGAUUACAUUCCAUUGUUACUGAAAAGCAACAUUUUGUGAGGUGAAAGAAGCUGUGUUCCAACCCCUUAUUUCUAUCCUCUCAUAGGAGAGAUGUUACAAGUUGCCUUAUCAGCUGUAAGACGCACAAGACUAAACAAUGUUGAGUGGAAACUUGCCUUCAUUUCAUAUAGCAAAAAAUGUUUAAAUAGGAAAAUACAUAUGCAGACCUGUUUAAAGUGGUUGAAUCCUCUGUCUCCCUUAUUUACAUGAAUCCUCCUGUAAAGUACAUUUCAGUUUUUCUAUGUUGAUCAUAAUUAGAUUUUCCCUAUUGUGAUAUGUAAGAAAAUUAAAGCGAUAAAAUAAAUCCAUACAGCCAAAAAA